AUCAAACAAAAUGGAGGAUAUACAAGCACGUGUGCAGAAAGCAGUUCAUGAAUCUGUUGCACGAAUCGACAAAGAAUGUCUGCGGAAAAUGCAGGCAGACAUGCAUCGGUGUAGUGUGAAAUGUUGUGAAAACACGAGUGCAGGACUUGAUGAAACUCAAAAUUGCCUUGAAAGAUGUUCCAUUCCUGUGAACAAAGCUCAGACCUAUCUCCAUAAAGAACUCCAAAUGUUUCAGGACCGUCUCCAGCGGUGUGCCAUGGACUGCCAAGACAGAGUCCGAGACAAAGUAACGGCCAACACAACGGAGGCAGAGGCUAGCAAGUACCGAUCAGAGCUAGAGGCGUGCGUUGUCAAAUGUGGCAAUGCCCACGUAGACAUGCUCCCGGGCAUGAUGAAGAAAAUACAGGGUGUUUUGAACAAAGGACAAUAUUGAUAUUGUAUUAGCUUAGAGACAUAUAUCAUUUCAUGUGUAAAUAUAGUUUGAAUUGUGUGAUGAAUGAGUGACAAUUAAUCCGAUGGUAGUAGAAGUGUUGUGAAGAUAACUUAAGAAAGAGGAUUGUUUGAAUGCCAAGUAGAAUGAAGGAUUUCCAAACUUAGCCUUGAAUUCAUUCCCCUUGAACAAGUUCAUUCAUGAGGUGUAUGAAGUCAAGGUGUAUGAAUUCAAAGCAUGUUUAAGGUGUAUGAAUUUAAGGCCUAUGAAUUCAAGGCCUAUUUAGGGUCUAUGAUUUUGAGGCCUAUUUAAGGUUAUGAAUUCAAGGCCUAUUCUAUGUUUACAAUCAAAAGAUAGUAGUGCUUUUGGGGAUGUCAUGUAGGGGUAACAAACUUUGGAAGUUUACGUAUGAUUUCACCCAUGAAACCAAGUCAUUGUUUUGGACCCAAAUUACUGGGUUAUUGAUUCAAUCAGUAUGAAGCAGAAGAUUAAUGAUUGAUAAUAUUAGAAUGCAGUGUGUACCAAGUUUCGAAAUAGUUCAAAUGUUAACAAAGUCCCUAAAAGUAGGGAUAAAAUAAAAAUAAAAGUUUAUUCUCUGGCAGUAAUUAUUACAUGAUUACAGUAAGAAAUUAGAGAAUUUGUUCGGGUAAGUCAUGAUUCCGAAUGCCCUGUGACGAUCAAGAAUGCAUCAAGUGAUCUUUUAUUUGAGACCAGUCCACUGGUGUAUUCAAAGACGGGUGGGGAGAGUAAGAUAUGGACCAAUGACACAGAACACAAAUACCUUUUUCUUUAUUAUUGAAAUACCCCUGUGCACACUUUGAUCCACCUCUGGGUGACAUUACUACAAUUUUCAUAAGGCUGUUGUCAGGACCAUCAUCUUCAGUGACCAUGGUAACAUAGGCUGUGAAAGAAGUUAACAAGGUUACCUCCAGAUUGAUGAGUGAAGACUUUUUAAGCAUGGACAUAUUUCAUACUCAAGUGGUUGUUGAAUUGAAGAAGUGUUGCUUCAGAUAACAUUGUAAUCAUCCCAGCAUUUCUUGUUAUUGUUUAUAAAUUUUCUUAAUGGUGUAUUUUAUUCUGUCAACAGUUAACAUUAAGCAUUUACUGGGGGCACGGGUGGCCCAGUCGUCUAAGGCGCCGCGAUUCACUGUGCAGAGUUGCGUCCCUUGGGCACGCCUGAAACCUAUGAUUGUGGGUUCGAAUCCCGGUUUGCCCCGAUUAUGUUUCUA
Haliotis rufescens (red abalone) is the source of this 1659-nucleotide messenger RNA. RefSeq names its product protein FAM136A-like. Gene Ontology annotation, cellular component: cytoplasm. The transcript has 3 exons. Bases 11 to 433 code for a protein of 140 amino acids. The record is from RefSeq and is a predicted model, not a curated record. NCBI's taxonomy places the organism in Eukaryota, Metazoa, Mollusca, Gastropoda, Lepetellida, Haliotidae.